This is a messenger RNA of Exophiala spinifera, 984 nucleotides long. RefSeq lists its product as uncharacterized. Gene Ontology annotation, cellular component: oligosaccharyltransferase complex. The transcript is spliced from 3 exons. The coding region runs from base 1 to 984 and encodes 327 amino acids. The record is from RefSeq and is a predicted model, not a curated record. Lineage: Eukaryota; Fungi; Ascomycota; Eurotiomycetes; Chaetothyriales; Herpotrichiellaceae.
AUGCACUUGUUCAAAUACCUGGCGCUCACCGCGCUGUCCAUAGCCACAGUCUCUGCCAAAAAGGCCUCUCCAACCAAGUUCGACACCUACUUUUCCAAGCAAGCCAGCUCGGCCCCAUUCGAAAUCGACGAGAAGGGCUACAAUGACCUAACAACUGCACCUCGAGACUAUCACCUCGCCGUCCUUCUCACGGCCCGUGACGCGAGAUACGCAUGUGGACUGUGCAAAGAGUUUGACCCGGAAUGGAACAUUCUGGGCCGCAGCUGGCAGAAGGGGGACAAACACGGAGACCAUCGACUGCUCCUGAGUACCGUCGACUUCGACAAUGGCAGAAACGUUUUCAUGAAGCUUCAACUUCAGACUGCUCCCGUCCUUCUCUUCUUCCCGCCUACCGUUGGCCCGAACGCCAAACCAGACGCCCAACCUCUACGACUCGACUUUCUAGGCCCUCAGACCGCAGAAGGCGUCCACAGCUGGCUGCUACGACAUCUCCCGCCUGGACAAUAUCCUAAAAUCAAUAGACCGAUCAACUACACCAGGAUAGCUGUCACAGUGACUCUCCUUCUCGGAGCCUUUACUUUCCUGACCGUGGCAUACCCGUAUGUCAUGCCCAUCGUACAGAACCGCAACCUGUGGGCUGGUAUCAGUCUGAUCUUGAUCUUGCUCUUCACAAGUGGCCACAUGUUCAACCACAUUCGACGCGUACCUUAUGUCGCUGGAAACGGACGCGGCGGCAUCAGUUAUUUCGCGGGUGGGUUCCAAAAUCAGUUCGGGAUGGAGACACAGAUUGUUGCUGCCAUGUACGCUAUCCUCGCAUUCGCCGCUAUCAAUCUCGCUCUGAGAGUUCCACGGAUCAAGGAUGCCCGCACCCAGCAACUCGCAAUCAUCAUUUGGGCGACAGUUGUUUUCGGCAUGUACAGCUUCCUGAUGAGUGUGUUCAGAAUCAAGAAUGGUGGCUACCCUUUCUGGCUGCCGCCGUUCUAG